Messenger RNA from Odontomachus brunneus, 2429 nucleotides. Its product is annotated as membrane metallo-endopeptidase-like 1. The transcript is spliced from 18 exons. Bases 168 to 2357 code for a protein of 729 amino acids. NCBI's taxonomy places the organism in Eukaryota, Metazoa, Arthropoda, Insecta, Hymenoptera, Formicidae. Gene Ontology annotation, cellular component: plasma membrane. The record is from RefSeq and is a predicted model, not a curated record. Gene Ontology annotation, biological process: protein processing. Gene Ontology annotation, molecular function: metalloendopeptidase activity.
UCCCCUGUCCGAGAAUGAACGAGACAAAUAACAGUUACUCAUAGCUGUAUGUAGCCGACCGGCUCGCCCGAAUUUGUCGAUUUAAAAGCGAUCCCGAUUUGUCAAGGAAAUAGUACGCGUUCGACUUUUCGGUGGUAUACUGUCCUAACGGAUUCUGGAAUGUAAACAUGUAUCUCUUACCGCUACUCUUCUGUAUAACAGUCGUAGAACCAAUUAAUGUUUUUAAUCGUACAUCGACUGACUACAUCGUGUGUGAGAGUGAUGCAUGCCGCGAAAUUGGAAAAGCUAUUCAGCGUGGAAUCAACAACUCUCUUGAUCCUUGUGCUAAUUUCUACGAUUAUGGAUGUGGUUCGUGGCCAACGAACAAUCCUAUACCGCCCAGUGAAUUACAAUGGGAUAUGGACGAUCUGUAUAUUCUGAAGAUUAAUCGUCGCGUAAAAGCGUUACUUGAGGAAGAGAGCGAAUAUGACGAACUGCCGCCUAUAAAGAUGCUCAAGCAAUAUUACCGUUCAUGCAUGGACGAAGAUGCGAUCGAGAGACAAGGACUUGCACCUAUAAUGGCAUUAUUAGAAUCGAAUGGUGGGUGGCCAGUUUUAAUGAAGAGAGAAGGCACAAAUUUGAAUUUCACUUGGCAAAAAAUCGACAAUGUUUACAAUUGGCUGUUUGGCGGUAGCAGUUUUUUUAAAAUCAGUCAUGAAGCUGACGAGGUGGACUCGACGCGCAAUAUACUUACGGUAAGUAUAGAUGACGAUACCUCUUUUACGGAAGACGAACUUGACGAGGAGGAUAACGUGUCACUCGAUACGAGCCUAAUCAAAAUGAGAAAAACAAUAAAAGCCUUUGCAACAUAUAAAAGAAUUAAGAGAAAUAAAAAAAAUAGAAACAAGGAAAUAACAAGGUUACGUGAAUUUCAAGAAAGAUUUGAAGAUAUCACUGAAUGCUCAAAUGAAGAGACCUUACAAGGAAUGGAGAUAAACCAAACUAAAAUGACGAUUUCAGAAUUACAAAAAUAUUACGAUUCUGCAGAAACUCAACAUGCAUCUGCGAAGAUAAACUGGCUGGAAACAAUACAAUUUAUUUACCAAAAUGUUAAUGUGAGUAUCGACGCCUCAGAACCUGUGCUUGUAUACAAUAAAGAGCUUCUGCACGAAUUGGCAUAUUUGUUAGACGAUACAUCGCCACGCGUACUUGUGAAUUUUAUACAAUGGAACAUAGUAAAUAAAUUUAUGCCGUAUCUGAAUAAAGAAUUAAGAGACAUUAAUUUCGAAUCAAAUUAUCAACAAUAUAAUGUGACCGAGCAAAAACCGCGAUGGGAAACGUGCGUUAAGGAUAUACCAUUGAUAGACGCCUUAUCCUACCUCUACACCAGAAAAUACAACUUGACAAAUAACAUAAAAGCUGUAAUUGAAAUGAUCGAGGAGAUAAGAACGGAGAUGAAAGUGCGCAUAUUACAUUCCAAAUGGAUAAAUAAUAGUACAAAGGAAUUUAUGAUAGCUAAAAUGGAUAAUUUGAUACUACAAAUCGGUUAUCCUAAAUGGUACAAUAAUCAGACUGCACUCAUCGAACAUUACGAAGAGCUGUCGGUGCAAAAUGAUUAUUUCGAAAACUAUUUGUCCAACUUAAUAUACAAAAAGAAGAAACUUCGCAUGAGAUUUCGCGAACCCAUAGACAAAUAUGAGUGGGCAGAAUCCCCUCUAAUUAAGAAUUCCUUUUAUGAUCCAUCAACCAACGGAAUAAUUAUACCAAUUGCCGAGAUCCAGGAUCCGUUCUUUACUCCCGGCAUGCCACUUGCAGUUAAUUAUGGCGGUAUAGGUAUGAUUGUUGGGCACGAGCUCGCGCACAGUUUCGACAGCAUUGGAAUGUUGUACGACGAGUUUGGUAAUAAAUUUUCAUGGCAUACUAAAGAAACUAAUAAGGCUUACGAAGAAAAAGUAAAAUGCUUCGUAGAUCAAUAUGACAAUUUUACGUUCGAUACGACAAACGAUGAAGAUGAAGAUGAAGAACCUAUACAAAUAAAUGGUCUACUUACAAAGAAUGAAAAUAUUGCUGACAACGUUGGCCUAGAAGUUGCUUUCGCGGCAUUUCAAAAACGCUUACUAACUGAGAGACCACAACCAAGAUUGCCAGGAUUAACAAAUAUCACCGACGAGCAACUGUUCUUCUUAUCUUACGCAAACGCAUGGUGCACAACAUCAAGAGAGUCGUACGAGAAAAAUAACGCUAAUAUUGAUAUUCACACUCCUCCACGAUUUCGUAUUAUUGGUUCUACGGCUAACAUGGCAUCUUUUUCUAGUGCAUUUAAUUGUGCAGUAGACAGUCCAAUGAAUCGUGAAUCUAAAUGUAGCUUAUGGAUAUAGUAUGAAAUAUUUAAGAGAUUUUACGUACUAAUUAUUUUACUAAUUAUUUCGAAUUAAAUAUUUUAAUGUCAA